Molecule: messenger RNA, 426 nt
Organism: Symbiodinium sp. CCMP2592
Lineage: Eukaryota; Dinophyceae; Suessiales; Symbiodiniaceae
Source: the annotation of a GenBank genome assembly
AUGGACGCACUGGAAAAGACACCAACGAAGCUGCAAAAGAUGUUCGUACCACUUGGAGACAUUGGAGAUGUUGGACCAGUGCCGAAGUACAGUGACCUCUCAGGCACUUUUGAUGUCGCUGCCCCGAUGUUCUACUGGGGCGCCACGACGUACCAGGGGAAUAUUGACUGCGCCAAGAUCAAAGUCUGGAUCAACUCCUGGUUGGAGGCUGGCUGGCCGAAGGACAAGAUGUAUCUGACCUUUCAAUCCCAGUCGGCAGCAGCGGACGAGAAAGGGCAACUUGUUCUCAAGUGCUUGACUGAGGAAGUGACUGAGCAAGGAUAUUUGGGCCUGCUUGGCUGGCCUGCACCCAACGCUGCGGACAACAUCAAAAAUAUGGAAACCAUCAAAGCAUCGAUGAACACGACGGAAGAGCCGGAUGCCUGA